This is a messenger RNA of Drosophila obscura, 866 nucleotides long. RefSeq lists its product as uncharacterized. The record is from RefSeq and is a predicted model, not a curated record. The transcript is spliced from 4 exons. The coding region runs from base 93 to 662 and encodes 189 amino acids. Lineage: Eukaryota; Metazoa; Arthropoda; Insecta; Diptera; Drosophilidae.
UUGCAAUUCCAUUUCUAGUGCGCCGGCGAACGAUUGCAGUUUAGUUUUCUUUUUGUGCGAAUAAGAAUCGGAAAAAACCCAACCCAGUGAAAAUGUUGACCAAAGUAUGCGGUAUGCGGUUGAACACCUACGGUAUGGUUGUGGGAUGGCUGGGCGUGAUUUGGUCGUUUUUGGCAGUGAUCUUGCUAGGCACUGCCCUCGGAUUUGUUGAUGAAAUCGCAGAAGAGGUCGCCAAGUCCAAUCAAAAAAUGAGUGUCAGCCAAAUUCGUACUGUGCUGGUGAUAGCGUUCAGCGUCUUUUUGGCUCUGAAAGUAAUAAAUCUGCUGUCCUCGUCUCUUCUGGUGAUGGGCACUGUUAAGGAGCGUCACCUACUCCUGCUGCCCUGGCUGAUCAACUCCGGCAUAGCCCUUUUCUUCACCAUCAUCUACACUGCGGCCGUAUGGGUGGUGGCCAUUGGUUACUCACCUUUUCUCCAGGCUAUUCCACAACUCCUGGUCUCUGGCGGUCUUCUCGGGCUUUGGUGGUAUCUGUACUACGGCGUAUACUCGCUGUUCAAGCAUCUACAGCUUUCCAGCGAUCAGCAGCGCCCGCUGAUGCAGGGACCACCCCAAAGGUCGGGCGAGCAUUCGGCCACCACCUAUCCGAAUUACACCAAGAUCUAAAUGGGAAUUGGAAACGAAGUCAUUCGAACAAAGCGAAUUCCCUUCUAACUAUAUUUAAAAACAUACAUGUAUAUCCGCAUAUACUUACCCACAACCCCAUCCCCGUAUGCCUAUUCUUCAUCGAAUAUGAUCGCUCAGAUGCCAAACAAAUAUUUGCCAUUUUUGCUGAUAACAUUAAAAUAUAUUUUCUACACAGACUAAAAA